Molecule: messenger RNA, 2150 nt
Organism: Cariama cristata (Red-legged seriema)
Lineage: Eukaryota; Metazoa; Chordata; Aves; Cariamiformes; Cariamidae
Gene: HBP1
Product: HMG-box transcription factor 1
Exons: 10
Coding region: 20-1573 (517 amino acids)
Biological process (GO): regulation of transcription by RNA polymerase II
Cellular component (GO): nucleus
Molecular function (GO): RNA binding; DNA-binding transcription factor activity, RNA polymerase II-specific; RNA polymerase II cis-regulatory region sequence-specific DNA binding
Source: RefSeq, a predicted model, not a curated record
UACUUUGGAUCAUCCUAACAUGGUGUGGGAAGUGAAGACAAAUCAAAUGCCUAAUGCAGUUCAGAAACUCCUCCUGGUAGUGGACAAGAGAACUUCAGGGAUGAAUGAGUCACUGGAGUUGCUGAAGUGUAAUGAAAACCUGCCCUCUUCUCCUGGAUAUGCAUCCUGUGAUGAACACAUGGAACUUGAUGAUCUUCCUGAACUACAGGCUGUGCAGACAGAUUCUACCCCACCUGCUCUUUUUCAGCUGGGUGCUGAUGUUUCACAUCAGGAAUGUUCAAGGCCUUCAUGGAACCAACAUACCUCAAACAGUAAUUCAGAAAGUGAUUAUUCUUGUGAGAAUGGGGUGAACUGGUUGACAGAAUUAGCAAAUAUAGCCACAAGUCCUCAGAGUCCUUUGAUGCAGUGCUCUUUUUAUAACAGAUCAUCUCCUGUUCACAUAAUAGCCACAAGCAAAAGUUUACAUUCCUAUGCACGUCCUCCACCAGGAUCCUCAAAGAAUGAUCCUGACUUCUCCAAGAAUGAUUUGGAUGAAACACCAGUCAGACAUGAAAGGGCAAAUAGUGAAUCAGAAUCUGGCAUUUUCUGCAUGUCAUCACUUUCAGAUGAUGAUGAUUUAGGAUGGUGCCAUUCCUGGCCCUCAACUGUUUGGCAUUGUUUUCUAAAAGGCUCUCGUUUGUGCUUUCAUAAAGGACGCAAUAAAGAAUGGCAGGAUGUUGAAGAUUUUGCAAGAUCUGAAAGCUGUGGAAAAGAGGAAAAUCUCCCAGUCAGUCCUUACAAGGGCUAUGGUUCUGAUGGGUUGAAGUUGAUUUCUCAUGAAGAAAGCAUUUCCUUUGGUGAGUCAGUGCUGAAGCUGACUUUUGAUCCUGGCACAGUGGAAGAUGGCUUGCUUACGGUAGAAUGCAGACUCGAUCAUCCUUUUUAUGUUAAAAAUAAAGGUUGGUCAUCUUUUUAUCCAAGCUUGACUGUGGUACAGCAUGGCAUUCCAUGCUGUGAAAUGCAUCUUGGAGAUCUGUGUCUACCUCCUGGACACCCUGAUGCCAUUAACUUUGAUGAUUCAGGUGUUUUUGAUACAUUUAAAAGUUACGAUUUUACACCAAUGGAUUCUUCUGCAGUUUAUGUGCUAAGCAGCAUGGCUCGCCAGCGUCGUGCUUCUCUGUCUUGUGGAGGAUCAAACAAUCAAGAUGCUGAGAGAUCAGAAUGCAGUAGUAAAAACUGUGCAUCUACUGCCUCAUCACAUCUUUCCUCCAGUUCUUUGUACAGCAAAGCUGGCAAAAGCCACAGCUCAGGGACUGCAAGUACUGUGAGUGCCACUUCUCCAAACAAGUGCAAAAGACCAAUGAAUGCCUUCAUGCUAUUUGCCAAAAAAUACAGAGUUGAGUAUACUCAGAUGUAUCCAGGGAAAGACAACAGAGCCAUAAGUGUGAUACUGGGUGACAGGUGGAAGAAGAUGAAAAAUGAAGAAAGACGGAUGUACACACUAGAAGCCAAGGCCUUGGCAGAAGAACAGAAACGUUUAAAUCCUGACUGUUGGAAACGAAAACGAACAAAUUCUGGCUCACAACAGCAUUAAGCCAGAAUUGUCCUGUCAACUCUGUAUUUACAAAAUGGCUGUCGCUUGAUGGGAGGGAGAUGCAAGACAAGGUCUUACUAUUUGUUGUGACUUUGUGUGACCAUAAAAUACUGGCACCAUCGAGUCGGAAGUGAUCUAAUAUGAGUGCAGAUUUGCUUUUUACAAUAGAACAUUAAGUAAGCUAAAACUAUCAACAUUUUAAACCAAAUUGCCUUAUUUUUCUUCCAAACUUCAUAUAUGUAUCAGGUAAUAUAGGCUUGAAAAAUGGAUAUCCUGUGGUGCUAAAGUACUUUAGAAAGAGGGGAAGGAGGCGUGUAUAAAUGUUUAUUUUUAAAAGAAAAUGUACAAAAAGGGGAAUUUUAAAAUACGUAACAGCUGUUUAUAUACAUUGAUUCUUAUUGCUGAUUAAUAUGUAUUGCACAACCAUAUUAUUAAUUACAAUUCUGGGGCCUGGGAUUUUUCGGAAAUGGCAAAAUGUAUUACCGGCCUCUAGCAUCCCAGCCUGCCAACAAGUUACCGGAACGUGUGGUAAAUAGCGAGCAUGGUGUUAAUGUAGCACAGGAGCUGCCGCUUGGGU